AUGUGUCCUGUUUCAACUGAACAAUCUGACUUUGUUUAUCGUCAAAAAGAAGCCGAUGAUUUUUUAAAGGUAUGAGCCUUCAAAACCGCUAAAAAACUCUCUUCAGCAUUAUAUCCAUAAAAAAACAUAUGUAUGAAUAUUUUAUUUAAUAUUUCCUUUCAGAAACGUAGUCUGGAGUACAAGAAAAAUCAGGUAAUCAAAUUAUAGUUGUGAAAUAAACUAUGCAGGUAUCAUCGAAUGCAGACAUCAUGGGCAUGGGCAAUAUUUAAAAAAACUGUUAAUCUUUGAAAAUGCGAUAUCAUUGUAGAAUGAACAUUUAUAUCUUUUACAUUAGGAAAAAGACAAAAUUUGUUCUGUCGUAUUAGGUGACGCCGACAACGAUAGUACGAAACAUAUUAAACCAGUGUCAAGUAGGUCUUCUUUCGAAAUUCGUGGUAUCCACCGCAAGAUUUUAAAAUUUUGAUCUUGCCAUGUUUUAUCAUGUGCGAUUUAUAUAUUUUUUUCACAUUCUUAACAAUAGGUAAUAUAUGUGUUUCAAAUUUCAGUGAGUGUAAAGGAUUAUCAGCUACCGCCAAUAGAAUUACUUCGUCAACGCAAGAUUUAUCGUAGACCCACCCCAGAGUACAACUAUAUAAUGCUGGACAAAAGUUCACCAGACAAAUGUCAGAAAACCACAGAUACUCCCGAGGUAAGGCGAAUACCGUAACUCAAGUAAAGAAUGCCGGACUGCUGGUGAUAUAGGAAUAAAAUAUUCCGCUUUCAGAGAAUAAAUUAUACGGCUCGUGCAAAUUGGAAAAUGUUGAAACAAUAUACCACUUUUAAUCCUGAUAUUUACCCGACACCAUCAGAUAAUUGCCAAAACUUAUACUUCUUGUAAUAUACAUUUUACCAACCGAUCCCGAUUUAACCGUCGGACAUCGGACAUUAUAGAGGUACGAAUGUUUGUUCAACUUUUAACAUUUUUACAAUAAAAAUAAGAUUUACUAUGCUUGUAAAUGUUACUUGGAUACUGGUUUAAUUGCAUAUACUUAUUAUGACAAUAAAACGAAAAGACUUACAAUGCCCGGCAAAGGUAUUUUUUCUUCAAGUCAAUCUCUAAAUAUGCUGUAUACUUACAAAAGGUGAACUAUUUGACAUUACGCAAUUGCAAUGCCGUUGUUUUCUAUGUGUUUUAAUCGAUGUCCACUUGAUGUCCUUGAUAUCCUAGUAAUUUUAUCGAAAUCAAAAUGUGAAAAAAGUCGAAUAUUUUGUACAGCUAAUUUGAUAAAAUGUCCCACGGAUUAAUAAAACUAUGUCGGACAUUUUGCCGGGAGAAUCUUUCAGUAUAAUCAAAUUUAAUGCAUUCUUCUCAUAUCUGAUGGAGGUGAUAUAAAGUUAUAAUAAAAGAACACCUGUAGUCCAGCAUACUGGAAUACAUGCAGUUUCAUGUGAGUUCAUGGCAACCAGGAAAAACAUCAGUCAUGUUUUCGCUCCUUACUUGUUAAAAGAAAUUAUUGCGAAGCCCAGUUAGAUUGCAUUCACGACCAUACAGUAGAAGACACUAUAGACUGGAAUUUUAAAACGUUUGGUCGAGUGAAUGCAAUUUGAUUCGUCUUUGUAUUCUGUCAUAGUAGUGUCUAAAUUACUUUGAAUUUGUACUGGAGUAAAAGUAGAAGUAAUUAAUAAUAAAUCUACUUGAGUAAAAGAGUAAAAAGUACUGGAGGCAAAACGUAAUUAACGUACUUGAAGGAACGGGUAAAAGUACUAAAAAGCCUUCCCCAAUGGAUUGACAUACCAAAGACACACAUUAUAUGCGUGCACCUAAUAUACAAUAUUUCCCGGCAUUGUCUACUUUCCAGACCCCGUUGAAGAUAUAAGAAAUCCAUUAAAUAAUUAAUGCUUAUAAGUGAGCCACAAAUGAGCUAGGGAUCCUAGACGCAUGUAGAGGUCCUAUUACCUAUCCCAAAAUAAAAAUAAAUCAGGAAUAAACCACGUAAAAUGAAACCAAAGUUAGAAAGUAACGAAAUACUUUGCCAGAAAUUGAAAAUAACAAAGUAAUAAGCGAUAUUUCUUAAAACGACUUCGUUCCAAGUAAAAGUACUCCGGAAAAAGUUUAUUUGUUACACGCUGACUUCUCAAAAAAAGCACUCAAUGCAAGUAUAGCAACGAAUUGAAGUAAAUUUACUUCGUUACUUGACACCACUACAUUCAUUUAUUAUACACUGCUAUGUAUUAAUUAAUUAAUUAACAUAUUCAUAUAUCAAUGUCUAUUCUUAUGUUUGUGUUCAGACAUUAUCCUCACGUAGUGCGGAGACGAAAGCGCAAUUAGCAGCUCAAAAGCAAGAGAAGAGACCAAGGGAUGAUCAUCGAACUCAUUUCACAUUUGGGAGUGACAUACAACGUUACCCUAACAGUGAACAGGUAAAACUCAACCAACGUGUUUACUGGAUUUCGUCCUAUAUAGGAUUGUAAUUUGCAACAAUUGGUGUCAAAUUUUUAAAACACGACAUAUAGUACUACAGUGCGGUGCUGCCUGGAGCGUGCGCAAAACAAGUGACACAAGCGCCAAGAUAUACUGUUUUUGAACAAAUACUAAGGCUUGUGAUUCUGAACAAACUAACAAACUGACAGACUAACAAACUCACGUCGCAAAUAUGAAGGGAUGACUAACUUUCUUCGGGCACCCCGCUUUUUUAUGCAGGGUGUCCUAAAAAUGCCGCGAACGAUGCACGAAAAAUGGUUGGUUAUUUUGUCCUGUCAAACAUCAGUAAAUUAAGCCAGUAACACGUACGAAUAUUAUCGAUUUAGCAUGAUCAGUUUGUGGGAAAGGCACCGAUGGACCCAGCUUAUCCUUCAGCUGGCAAAAGUAGCAAGAGGGAAGAUAAUUGCCAGGUUUGUAUAUAUGAUUUACGUAGACUUAAAAAUUUAAGAAAAGUUCUUAUAGUAUUUAUGCUUACUGAACCUAAGCAUAUAAAUAGUGUGAUGGACAGUAUAUGCAUUCUCCAACAUUUUCAUUGUAACACGAAAACAUUGCGAGUUUUUCGCCUCGAUCCAUAAAUGAAGUUUUUGACCAAUGCUAGAACGAACUUUGAUACUUGAUGCAAUCUAGUAGGUUUUUUAGCCAUCUUUCUCGAUUUAACUAAUAUUGAAGGGUUUUAAAAUACAAGAAAAAACAUACUCCGAAGAAUAACAUCUUGUAAACUCAAGAUAUGAGCUAUAACACAAGACAACAAUUCGUGGUCUUUUCUUAAGUAUCAUUGUAUGUCAAUAGUGUAAUACUUCUAAUACGUCAUCUCUUCCUGUUUCUUUGUAUUUAGUAUGAUAGCAAGUUUGUAAAUAGCUUAUUAUGGUUUGACAAUGACUUUGAAAUUGAGUCGAAAUAUCACCGCAAAAUUGUUGUCUUGUGUUAUAGCUCAUAUCUUAAGUUUACAAGAUGUUAUUCUUCGGAGUAUGGUUUUUCUUGUAUUUCAUUAACUUGUCUGCCGGUAAUGGUUUUUUUGGGUUUUUUUUAAGGGUUUUCCAGAUGGAAAUUUCGAGUGUAACUUUUAUACGUUUAUUUAGACGUAACCAUGCAGCUUCAACUAUAGGCAGUCUGGCAGGAAUCAACUAACCUGCGGUUAGAGCUCGACAACUGGACUCUGUAGCUCAGUUGGUUAGAGCGUUGCACCGGAAUUGCAGGGCCACAGGUUAGAUUCCUGUCAUAGAGCAUAUACAGUAGUUGCAUUUUUUGCAGCUGCUCCUGGUUAGGUCUAAAUAAAUGUAUAAAAUGUGAUUUUAAUAGAUUUCGAUAUAAUUACUUCAUGAAUACUUCCUUUGUCUGGAAGCCUCGCUCUCAUACACGCGCCUCGCUUGCGAUUCACGAGAAUGCGACUCUAUACCCAAGAAGAGAUUUAUGACAUUGAAAAGUUAUAUUAUUAAUAUAUGACUCUUUAUGAUUUAGGGACGAUGCUUCCGCAACUCCACUUCCGCAAUUGUCAGUGAUGAAAGCUGA
Paramuricea clavata is the source of this 3970-nucleotide messenger RNA. NCBI's taxonomy places the organism in Eukaryota, Metazoa, Cnidaria, Anthozoa, Malacalcyonacea, Plexauridae. The record is from the annotation of a GenBank genome assembly.